Messenger RNA from Gordionus sp. m RMFG-2023, 3048 nucleotides. RefSeq lists its product as uncharacterized. The record is from RefSeq and is a predicted model, not a curated record. NCBI's taxonomy places the organism in Eukaryota, Metazoa, Nematomorpha, Gordioida, Chordodea, Parachordodidae. Gene Ontology annotation, cellular component: plasma membrane. The transcript is spliced from 3 exons. Gene Ontology annotation, molecular function: potassium ion leak channel activity; outward rectifier potassium channel activity. Gene Ontology annotation, biological process: stabilization of membrane potential; potassium ion transmembrane transport. Bases 202 to 2964 code for a protein of 920 amino acids.
AAAGUUUACAAACCUUUGAAAAUGUCCAAAUUCCCUGAUAUUCAGUGUAAUUCUAUAAUUUUUCGCCUAUAGGAAUUAUAAUAUAUGCGAACCAUGGAUAAACUUUUCGUAAUCUGAAAACCGCAGCGGCGUUUUUUUUCUACUGUAUUAUUUAAAAUAACCCUCAAUUUUGAAAAAAAAACUGUGAUCAUAUAAAGGAAAAUGUUUAAGAAACAUCCAAAAUCAAAUUUCCUCGAUAACAAAUCUCAUUCGGAGAGACAGAUCGCCCGAAAGGAUGAGGAGAGUCUUGAUAAUUAUCCUUACAUGUACAAGGAAAAGGCGCACGAUAAGAAUCACACCAAUGAUACCACGUGUAAUACAAUGUGCAAUCGAUAUUUUCUAUGGCCAUGCAGCGACUUGUUUGAAUGGCUUAAGGAUUGGAAAGAAGAUACGUUAAGACUUUGGUUAAUGGCCGUCGUGCUGUUAUGUUACAUGGGUAUGGGGUGCUUCAUUUUCUCGUAUAUGGAGUCCAAGUAUGAGCACGACAUCAAAGAAGACAUCAAAGAAGCCCUCUCCAGUUUCAUAGCUAAAUAUCCGAACGUGAACAGAACAGAAAUGAGAGAUCUUUUAGAACUUUACGGCAACGCUACUUAUAAUGGUUUCGUAGGAGUUCGACCUAGGUGGGAUUUUUACGGAUCACUUUAUUUUACGUGGACAGUAGUAUCUACAGUCGGUUAUGGAAUGACAACCCCGCACACUUUGCAUGGCAAAAUGUUUUUGAUGCUCUAUGGAUUACUGGGAUGCGCUGGUGGUAUAUUAUUCUUCAACCUAUUCUUGGAGAGAGUGAUUAAUCUACUGGCCAACACGCUGCGCUGGCUUCAUACCAAACAUAAAUGGCGAAAAUUUAGUAUAUAUAAUAUGUAUCAAAGCUAUACGUCGCAAAAGUUGAUGCCUAGAGACGAUGUUAAAAGAGGUGAGGGGUUAUACUACUCGCGCAUGCCCAUGAAUGAGGAUGAUACAAACUAUAACAAACAUAGACGCCAUAUUUCGUGGGGUACGAGAAAUGACGUAAGGAAAAAAAGAGACAAUGCCGGCAGGGAAAAACUAUUUAAAACAAUGAAGAAUAGGGAAAACGACAACAAAACGGAUAACAAGUCGGCCAUUAAAACUGUCGUCGGAAAAAUACUCAAAACUAAAGAUGAAAUGGAGAAGGAGGCGCUCGAAAAAUGGAAACCCUCCGUAUAUUGGGUCCUCAUAAUUCUCUUUUUGGCGACUUGUCUUAUAGGUGGCACCGUUUCUUUACUCUAUUCCGCGAUGGAAAAUUGGAGCUACACUGAUUCAUUAUAUUUUUGUUUUAUCUCAUUCGCGACUAUCGGAUUCGGAGAUUUCGUUAGUAACCAAAAAAUGGUAAUGGAUCCCAUCUUGUGGUACAAAGUGGUUAAUUUUAUUAUCCUGGCGUUAGGUAGUUGCUGCACGUAUUCGUUGUUAAACGUGAUUUCCAUCGUCAUAAAGCAAUUCUUAAACUUGAUCCUAAAACGUUUCAAGGCGCUGUGUUGGAAGCAUUGUAAAUGCUGUUACACCACGGCGUCAAAAGAACAAAAACUGAUGGAACAGAAACUUUUGGAGAAGGAGAAGGCUAAGAAAUUGAAAAAAGAGGAACACCCGCAUAAGCAUCAUAAGAAAAGGAAAAGCGAAACUAGGCGUUUUUCUCGCAUGAAUUCGAUUCAAAAUAUAUCUAACGGUAUCAUCCAGUGGAAGAAACGAAGGAGCUCUUUUAGCAAUAAGAAGAGUGUUUUCGUCAACGAUUAUUUCGAAAAUAAUGGCAAUAAAAAUUACGUGAUGGUAGAAAGAAAUCAUGAAAAUAUCAAUCCUCAAAAUUUAUUCGUUUUUACUUCGCUGCGCGAUCAUGCUGCUGACCAUAACGAUAGUACAACUUAUUCCAGACCACUAGAACGAAAAAUGAGCGAGAGAAGCGAAUAUUUUAGCCGAUCCCCUUGGCGAAAAGAUUCGGGAGAUAUGGUGUCUAUGCAGGAUUUUACGUCGUCCAAUAAGGAAGGAUUUUUGGAAGAAAUGCAAAGACAACUUCUCGAAACCAAUAAAAAGAUUGGAUUUGUCAAUUCGCUAUUCCCUAUAAUGUCGGUAAAUAACAUCGAAGAUGAAUCUAAUCGUUCUCAACCCGAUCGACCAGUAAUAGCUCAAGAUAACCAAAUGAUGGUUAUAGAAAAUAAAGGAAUUGAUCAUUCGAUUAAAACUAAUAACGAAAACUUAUCACCGGGAAAAACGCGUCGGCGGCAACCGAAGCCUUUCAAUAUUAGAGAUACCGUAGGUUUUGCUGACAAGAGAGAUCUAUAUGAGAUACCUAUUAGAAAUUAUCCAAAAAAUACAAACAUCAUUAUUAGCACAUAUACGGAUGCUGACGAUGAAUUAGAAUUGAUUCACCCCGAAUCAAAACCCAAACCAAGAGAGACAUUAUUCUCCCCUAAAAAAAUGCUAUAUCCUCGUGAUAGCUUGCAUGAUGAAAUAAAAAUGUCACAUGAAAAUGCUAAUAAAGGGUUAUCGACUUUACCUACCUCGACCAAUAAGCUAUACAACGACAGAGCAUCAUGCGUAAAUUUAGAAAAUCUAGACAAAAAAAAAAUAUUUACUCAACUUGAACCAGACUUGAACUCUAUGAGAAGAGUGAGUGCAUUGAUUGACUCCUGUCGAUCAUCGCGUAAAAUCACCAAUCUGGUCUCUAGAGAUUUAGAAAAUGGUAUAGUUAGAAAAUCUGUAACCGACUUAGGUCGUCGAAUUUCAAAUAUCAACGAAUCUCAGAUAAACAAAAAAAAAUCAACUCGACAAAACACAGAAUCGGAGAGUGAAUCCGAUACCGAUUCGACCAAUGAUAACAGCGAUAAAAGUGAUUCCAAUUCCGACUCGAGCGAACAUAAACUCGCCGGGGAAGAAAUAGGACCAUUGGCAAUUUUAAAUAAAACACUAGGCUAAAAAUAAUUAGGCUCUUCAAAAUGUUUUUAAAUCGAUUAUAAAUAAAAACGAAACAAAACUAUGCAUAUAUAUUAUAUAAAUUUC